AGCAGUAUCUUAGUUAUAUGUUCCUACGUUGCAGAUUUGAAAGCAUUUGAGCGGAGGCUGACGGAGUAUGUGUCGUGUUUAGGUCCACAGACAGCAAGAUGGAGAAGUGAGUGUUCAUAUCAGUGUAGGCAUUUGGAGUGCAUAAUUAUUGAUCGCGGCGGUUUUGUCUUGAUUUCAGGGCAGCAAUUUUCUGCUGAAAAAUUUACGCAAGGAAAGAAACAGUAUUGUGAUACUGUGGCCUAAAACAAAGAAUAUAAGCUUUCCUGAAUAUAAAGCUAGAAUCCCUCACACCUGUUAUGUUCACCUUGAGCUUCAAACCUGUAGUUAAGCCUGGUUUGUGAGCUUAGUUACAAUGUAUUAAUCAUUAUUUAUGAGCUUAAUUAGUUUUUCUUGUUGCAUUAUGUUGUAUAACUAUAAUGUAAAGCUGUAAUAAUGUACAACAGUUUGGUAUUUAGCAUUGCAGUACAAAUGUCACAUGCAUCUCAUGUUAAGCACUUUAUUAGGCAUAAUUUAUUGUCUUGUCUCUGUAAGAAUAUGAUGUGAAUAGAUGUUUAUUUCGUAUGAAACAGCACUUGACAAAGCUGCAUUAUCCACUCUUUCUGACCGCCGAGCAGUCUCGUGUAUUAAAUUUAUAGAUAAGGCUCGUCCAGGUAACCCAUUAUACCCUAUUACCCACUAAUACACAACAGAGUGGUACCUAUAUCUACCACUGUGUGUCUAAGAUCAGGGAGUUCUAGCAGGCCCAUGGCCACAAGGACUGAAUGUUUCUCAAAUUUUGUUAGUGUUAAAUAUUAAUCUUGUCAUUAAAUGUUGCGUAUUAGUAUUUAUAUCACAGCUUGUAAGAUAUCCUACAAUUCAGUCUUCCAACUGGAAAAGGGAUAAUAAACCAGUGAUUUGAUUUGAUGUCACCAUAGAGGGACCAUAAGCAUGGUUUUCACCUGCAAUAAUGUCAGGCUGAUAAGUUGAUCCAGGAGGGCUACUUUGGAUUUCAAGUGCUAGAAUGAUUAAACAAUUUUUUGGGUUUGAAAUUUCUGAAUCCAGGAUUUUUUGGGGUAGGAAAAUUUGGCAAGUAUUGUUUUGGUGAGACUCAUGUUAGUGCCCACUUGAGAACUUCAGAUGGUAUGAUGAAGAAACAAACACAAACAAUCACUUUCUAUUUUUUUAUUAUUAUUUUUUGUGAUACAUCAUUUAAUGCCUUCUGGAAAUUUUUAAAGCUCGGGUUUGAUUUUCAUCCCCAUUCGAUCAUCCCCGUCACUUGAAAUCCAGAGUACCCCCCGGGUAAUUAGAAGGACUGAACAUUGCCAUCUGGUGAAAAUUAAUAUUAUAUUAUUAGUCUAAGUAGAUGGUGUUUAUGUUUACAGCGAUCCUUGUUAUUUCAUCUGUUGCUACUGCUGCUGGAGCCUGGGGAUUAAUAACAGAUAAUCAACAAGUAAGUGAUAGUUAAGAUACCAUCAAAUUCCUGUCACUAGCCCUGAGCUUAUACAACUUUGUAAGGGGUUUUGAUUAGGCUAAUAAAUGGGUGGGCUUAUGUCCAGGUUGCCUUAAGAAUGAUAUAAAAAUGUUUGAAUGUUUUGAACAUUUUUAUGGUGUCAUUUCUAUGGUCUAUAAGACUGUAGACCAUAGAAAAUUGUGGUUGAUUUGUUUUUUACAAUGAUUAUUUUGUUACGAACGACCAAAAACAAAAGAACCGGCACUGCGUGACAUGUUACAUUUCUAUACUGUUAUAGACCAUAGCUGUCAAUGAAUCAGCGCACAAGGAUUCGCUCAGUUAUUGUAACAUAUCCUUUGCUCUUGUUUUUGCAGCAUCCAUCAUUACUACAAUACCUUUUCCAUCACAAAUUAUUUACACUAAGUUGCUGCAUCCUAUUCAUAUUACUUAUGCUCGGAAUUCAUAGAAGAGUUAUGGCCCCACAGAUGUAUCCUUUACUUUUCAGAAUCCCAAAAUGUCCGAUAAUAAUUAUAUUAUAUUAUAUUAUAUUUUAUUCAACCCAAACCCACUUAUGUGUUAUAAAAAACUUACAUUAAUAUUAUUCCAUUGAUAUCAGUAUCACUUAAAAUUAAUCUGAUAACAUAAAUUUUAUUUUAUCAGAUUAAUUUUAAGUGAUACUGAUAUCAAUGGAAUAAUAUUAAUGUAAGUUUUUUAUAACACAUAAGUGGGUUUGGGUUGAAUAAAAGGUAACCCAUUUUCAUCGGAAUUCAGGUAUGAAAACAAGGAAUAAGUUGCUGUCAUGUUGAUCUUAGAUCAUGUUUCAAUCACUUUGCCGUGCAACCACAAGCAGGUCUUCAUUUCUAUGGUCUAUAAGACUGCAGACAGCAGGAAAUGAUUGUUUAUUUGUUACUUAUGCCUGCAGUUUCUUCUUUGCUUUGAUAAAGAGGGUCUGCUUCUGGAUCUCAAAUUGUACAUUAUCAAGUCUGUUGUUAUUUUUUGUUUGUUUGUUUGUUUACUUGUAAGAAUAUUUUAUGGCCACCCAAAAGAUCUUAAAAUUAUGAUAUUAUUAUUUUUAUUAUAUUUAACAAUUAUUCGCCGAGGGCGAAGUUAAUAUUGUUGAAUAAUCCCGCAGACGAAGUCGAGGGGAUUAUUCAACAAUAUUAACUGAGCCUGAGGUGAAUAAUUGUUUUAGUAUAUUCACACGAAGUGAUCUCAACAGAAUCAGAAAGGAAACCAUUAAAAAACGAUUAGUUUGAUUGACGGGUGAAAAUUCAUGCGUGAACACGAAGCCGUAAACAGUGGAUGCGCAAAAGUUAGAUCUUUACAGUAUCUUCAAACAUGGCAAAUGAUAGUUUUAAUCCUUUUGUAUCGAGUUUUGUAAGCUUUAGCAUCAACGGUUUAAAAGAAAACGCCGAAAAUUUAAAUUACUACCCAAUUCUGAGGAGAAAAGUAUCUAGAGCUUUAUUUGUUUCUGUCAACUCACCGUGAAUGAGAAAGUUUUCUUCGUCGCUUCUUGCAAAUGCUGUCAACAGCGGCUGCGAUCAAGGUGAGCGUUGUUUAUCUCCAAAGUUCUUUGCCUUGUUAACUUGCUGGCACGUACAAUUUUCGAAAAUAUUUGCCUUCCUCUCUUCUCCAUAAAUUAACUUCUAUUUAUAGGCAAAAUUGGUCUUGCGAGAAAAUCCCGAAAUCACAAAACAGUGACAAAGCGACCUCGUUUUCCUCUGUAGUGGUAAACAUAGCUUCGAGCGUACAAAAAGUCAGCUAAAGUAAACCACUUCACAAUAAAUCACGCUGUUUAAACACCAUGAAGUCUUUUCUUGCCUUCAAAGUCAUCAGCACUUGGAUAUUCGUGUAUUUUCAAAAAGGUUUUACUUUGAAACUUUGGCAAAACACCCAGUUCACGACAGCGAUUUUGUUCGGCUUUAUAUUCACCGCCUAGCGCGGUGAAUAUAAUGUCAUAGUCCGAGAUAGCUAACCAAUCAGAUUGCUUGAAUUACCAAGAUCACUGAGUGUGUAUAUACUAAAUUGUACUAGUAGUGAGCAAAAUAAAGAGUUUUGCCUUUAACAUAUCAAAGAAUUUUAGCAAGAACAAGAAUUGUUUUAGAGGAUUACAACAUGUCCUGUGAUGAUGUAAGUAUUUUUUUGUCUUAAAAUGCGGUACAGUGAUAGUUCAGACACCAAAAUAUAAAAAAAAUGUGCCAUAAUAAUAAAGUUAGAUGAUCAGUAGGUUGAUGCAAACUGCCCUGGAAGCAGAGGCUCUUUUUGUCUUCUUCUUGAUCAAAGAGGGAAAAUAAGAAUACUCUGCCUAAAUCACAUCAAGCCUUUGAAGUCACUUCAGGCUGGACUUCAGGACUAGUCAAUCUUGUCCUCUCUUGUGAAACUGGUUUUUCCAGUGUGUGCAUCCAUUUUUUGAUAAAGCAAUGCUCAUAACCGAGCCUGCUGUCUCCAGCACACAGCUAGUAGGCCUGGGUUGGAAGCUGUACUAAAGCAACAUACUGCACAUUUCAACAAAGAUCUUGCUUGAUUCAUGCAUUUUUUCCCAAGUAUGCCAAAAUUGAGCAACCAAAAGAAAGGAUCUGCGGGCAGGGCAGAUACAAGCCUGAGUUACAUACAUAAACUUGUCACAUAUUAAAUAACCUUCCAGUUACACUCACGAAGGAACAUUAUAAUAACAUUAUUCUAUCAUUGCAUACACUGGGUUGAUUUCUCAGUUAUUUUAAUAUGGGAAUGCAAUAUAUUUAUGAGGUAAAUGGGGAGAAGCCAUUAUUUUCGUAGUGCUUUUCGAAAGGUAAAUGCUAGUAGUUUUAGUGGUGGAAUUGCUGAAAAAUCAUCUAACCUGUGGUCAGGCCAAUUUUAGCAGCUCAAUAAUAUUCUCCUAAACAGAGGAAAAUCUCAGGUGAAAAAUAAGCCAACCCAAAAAGCUGCUUCACCAAGUUAGCUUCCCAUCAAGUUUACUUUUUCCACAAAACGGCUGAUAACAAUUCUCAAUAUUGACUUGUUAACACCUGUCUUUUAUAAUAAUUUAUUAUCUGUGGCAUUUUCAGAAGGGAAGGCUUAUUCUAAAGCCAAGGCCAACAUGA
Molecule: messenger RNA, 4509 nt
Organism: Porites evermanni
Lineage: Eukaryota; Metazoa; Cnidaria; Anthozoa; Scleractinia; Poritidae
Source: the annotation of a GenBank genome assembly